Messenger RNA from Mytilus trossulus (common blue mussel), 1748 nucleotides. Its product is annotated as aspartate--tRNA ligase, cytoplasmic-like. Lineage: Eukaryota; Metazoa; Mollusca; Bivalvia; Mytilida; Mytilidae. Gene Ontology annotation, biological process: aspartyl-tRNA aminoacylation. Gene Ontology annotation, cellular component: aminoacyl-tRNA synthetase multienzyme complex; cytosol; cytoplasm. The record is from RefSeq and is a predicted model, not a curated record. The transcript is spliced from 15 exons. The coding region runs from base 97 to 1671 and encodes 524 amino acids. Gene Ontology annotation, molecular function: ATP binding; RNA binding; aspartate-tRNA ligase activity.
UUCCCCUUGUGAAACUCGGCUGUUUUCCCUAAUGUAAUCCACGUGUAGCAGAUCUGAACACUAAUUCUAAUUUUGCUUGUAUUACUAGAUGGUAAAAUGGAAAACAAAGAAAAUUCAUGCGGUGGUGAAAACCAACCAUCUAAGAAAGGACUGAAGAAACAACAGAAAGCAGCAGAAAAAGAAGCAAAGAAAGAAGCAAGGAAGCAGGCUCAAGGUGAACAGCAGGUUUCACAAGAAGAAGAUGUAUCAAAAGGUUUCUAUGGUAACAUGCCUAUGAUCCAAUCUACAGAAAGACCUGACCGAACCAUAUUAGAUCUGAAAGAUUUAACACCAAGCUUGAAAGAUAAGAAAGUGUGGGUUAGGGCUAGGCUGCAGACAAGUAGAGCAAAAGGGAAGCAAUGUUUCUUUGUUCUAAGACAACAGAAAUGGACUAUACAGGCUCUAGUAUGUGUUGGACCUAAUGUCAGUAAACAGAUGGUGAAGUUUUCUGCUGGCAUAAACAAAGAAUCAAUUAUUGAUGUGGAAGGUUUUGUGCGUACUGUUGAUCAGAAAAUAGAAUCAUGCUCUCAGCAUGAUGUUGAACUGCAUUGUGAACAGGUGUGGGUGGUCAGUUCAGCAGCUCCACGACUUCCGUUAUUAAUAGAAGAUGCUUCUAGACCAGAGACAGAUGAUGCCUUAGCAACAGUAAAUCAAGACACUCGCCUUGACAACAGAAUAUUAGAUCUACGUACAACAACAAAUCAAGCUAUAUAUAGAAUAGAAGCAGGAGUUUGUAAAUACUUCAGGGAUUACUUAAUGGAAAAGGAUUUUAUUGAAAUACAUGUUCCUAAAAUUAUAUCAGCUGCAUCAGAGGGAGGAGCCAAUGUAUUUACAGUGUCGUACUUUAAAGAUAAAGCCUACUUAGCCCAGUCUCCACAGCUGUAUAAACAGAUGGCCAUAACAGCUGACUUUGACAGAGUAUAUACCAUAGGACAAGUAUUUAGGGCAGAGGAUUCAAACACACAUCGCCAUUUAACAGAAUUCGUUGGACUUGAUUUAGAGAUGGCAUUCAAAUUCCAUUACCAUGAAGUUAUAGAAGUUAUUGGAGAUAUGUUUGUGCAUAUAUUUAAAAAUCUUAGAGACAAUUUACAAGAAGAAAUAGAAACUGUUGGUAGGCAGUACAAAUCAGAACCCUUUAAAUUUUUAGAACCAAGUUUAGUACUAACUUACAAGGAAGGUGUAAGGCUGUUACGAGACAAUGGUGUAGACAUGGGUGAUGAAGAUGAUCUCAGCACACCAGCAGAGAAAUUAUUGGGUAGAUUAAUAAAGCAAAAAUAUGAUACAGACUUCUUUAUCCUGGACAAGUUUCCCUUAGCAGUCAGACCAUUCUACACAAUGCCUGACCCAACUGACAAGAAAUGGAGCAAUUCUUAUGAUAUGUUUAUGAGAGGAGAGGAAAUUUUGUCUGGGGCACAGAGGGUCCAUUGUCCAGACCUUCUUUCAGAAAGGGCUAAAGAGAAAGGAGUUGAUCUAGAACAUAUCAAGUCCUACAUAGACUCCUUUAGAUAUGGAGCACCACCACAUGCUGGCGGAGGAAUCGGUAUGGAGAGAGUAACCAUGUUAUUUCUAGGACUUGAUAACAUUAGAAAAACAUCUAUGUUCCCAAGAGAUCCUAAACGUCUAACACCAUAAAUCAAGGACUACCAAAUAUCAGACAUUUUAUCUAAAUAAACAUAGAUAUGGGAAAGAACUUGUCAAAAUGCUGCAAU